AUGAUGCGCGCAUUGAUCUUCGUGGCUUCCUGCUCCGCCGCCCUGGCAUUCAUUCCUCCAGCGCAGCAGAUGAACUCGAAGCCUCAGGCCCCGGUCAGCUACUCCGCGCAGGAACAGGGCAGCCAGGCCUCGAGCCCGCUCUCCUCGGUGGUCUUCGGUGCCAGUGUCGGCUACGCCGCUGCGGCCGUCGGAGCAGCAGCACGCCAGGGCCGCGUGACGCGCUUUGCUGAAGAUGCGCCUGCUGUGGCCAGGACUCCGGUCGCCUACCCGAUCUUUACUUUCCGCUGGCUUGCCAUCCACGCCUUGGUGAUUCCCACCGUCUUCUUCCUCGGCGCGAUCAGCUCCAUGCAGUUCAUCCAGCGCUGA
Molecule: messenger RNA, 366 nt
Organism: Symbiodinium natans
Lineage: Eukaryota; Dinophyceae; Suessiales; Symbiodiniaceae
Source: the annotation of a GenBank genome assembly